UGCGUGUGCACGCGCACUUGUCUCUCAUUCUCAGUGCACGACAUAUGGGCACGCGAAGUUAAACCGCACAAAUAUCAAUACUGUCCAACGGUCUGAAUCCUCGUAGAUAUUCGCGUCCCAUUCCAGAAAACUUCGUGGGAAAUUCACAGGCUUAAUUUUACGGAUUAAGAAUUCUUCAUUUCAAGAUUCGGAAGACAAUAAUAAACAGUAAACACACUGUGUUUCAUAAAGGGAUUGAAAUGUUUCCGACCAAGGCGAUAAUCUUGGUGCUUCUUUUCUUUGGCAGCGCAGUUUCUCUGCAGGUCGAUAUUACACCUGCACAGAGCGAGAUCAGUGUUGGAGAGUCUCGGUUCUUUUUGUGUGAAGUUAUCGGUGGGGCCAAGGAAAUCGAUUGGUUCGCUCCAACCGGGGAGAAAAUCGAGCCCGGCAAACAAGACGUCAGUGUUAUUCGCAAUGACGAGACGUCUUCCACUCUCACCAUCUACAAUGCAAAGGUCGACAAUGCCGGGACAUAUAGAUGUGUGGCCAGCAGCGGUGAUCAGGAUGCUGAAGCUACAGUCAAUCUGAAGAUAUACCAAAAAAUCACUUUUACAAAUGUCCCAUCACCUCAAGAGUUCAGUGAAGGAGACAAUGCCAUUAUUGUGUGUGAUGUCAUAAGCUCACCCCCACCCACUGUUCUCUGGAAAUACAAAGGUGCAAAGAUCCAGUUUGAAAAAGAUGUUCGUUUCAGGACACUGAAUAACAACCAUCUCGAAAUCCGAGGGAUCAGGAAGACAGAUGAGGGGGUGUACACUUGCGAGGGCCGCAUUAAAGCCCGUGGAGAAGUUGACUUCCGCAGCAUUAAAGUGGUUGUUAACGUCCUGCCCACUAUAAGAAUCCGUCAAGCUGAAACGAAUGCCACUGCUGACAAUGGCUUCUCAACCCUACUGGCCUGUGAUGCUGAUGGAUUUCCUGAGCCGAUGGUGACCUGGGUGCGGAACAACAUUCCACUGGAGAGCGGGGAUAAAUACAACUUCAAUGAAGACGGCUCAGAGAUGACAAUACAAGAUGUGACAAAGCUGGACGAGGGAGAUUACACGUGCAUUGCUUCGAAUAAAGCUGGGAAGAGCGAACAAGAACUUAGCCUUAAAGUCUUUGUGCAACCCAAAAUCACAUAUUUGGAAAGCCAGACUACCACGGAAAUGGACGAACGGGUCACGUUAACAUGUGAGGCCACCGGAGACCCCACACCCACCAUUACCUGGAGCUUUGGCACCAAAGUCUUCACCGAGGGAGAGCAGGAGCACCAAAAGAGGAUUUAUCAGGCCUCUUGGACUCGGCCCGAACAGCACAAGAGUCCUGAUGGUGAAGUGUUGGUCCGCAGUGACGCCCGCGUGUCUUCUCUCACCCUGAAGUACGCUCAAUACACAGACGCCGGCGAGUAUCUCUGCACCGCCCGCAACGCCAUCGGAGAGACGUCGCAGCCCGUGUAUCUGGAAGUGCGCUACUCCCCAAAAAUCUUGGGACCAGUAGCUGUGUACACGUGGGAGGGUAACCCGGCCAACAUCAGCUGUGAAGUGCUGGCUCACCCCAGCGAUGUGUCUAUUACGUGGCUGAGAGACGGCCUCCAGCUGCCUAACGCUAACACCUCCAAUAUCAAGAUCUACAACAGGCCUUCCGCCAGCUACCUGGAGGUCAGUCCAGAGUCUCAGAGCGACUUUGGCAACUACAAUUGUACUGCCUCCAAUGAGAUCGGGACUGAAUCCAGAGAGUUCAUCAUGAUACCAGCUGAUGUGCCCUCGGCGCCGUCCAUCACUCAAGUGCUACCGUACUCCAGCACGGCUCAGGUGCUUUUCGAAGAGCCCGUGUCCACUGGAGGAGUUCCUGUGCUCAAGUACCGAGCCGAGUGGAGAGCUGUGGGUCGAGGGAAAUGGGUGCAGCGAGUCUAUGAGGUGAAAGAUGCAGGACUGAAUUCAGUCACAGUCACCGGCCUUAAACCCGAAAACGAUUACGAAGUCAAGAUGUCUGCCAUCAACGGCAAGGGCGAAGGCGACAGCAGCCAGUCAUUGGUCUUCAAAACCGAGCAAGUCCGUUAUUCUAUCACAAAUGGGAUUUUUCAUUUUCAUACUGAGGACACAGAAGGAGAACCCAGUCCUCCUAUACUCGAGGGAACUCUGCACUCCAAAGGCAAUGCUCUCAAAGUAAAAUGGACCAAACAAGACGAUGGCGGGUCACCAAUCACCCAUUAUUUGGUCAGAUACAAACCUAGGGAAGACCCUGACUGGAAGCCUGAGAUCCGUCUUCCCAACGUGAGCGAGUACCUAAUGCUGACCGGUCUGGAAUGGGACACGGAGUAUGAUGUGUUUGUGGUGGCAGAGAACCAGCAGGGCAAGUCCAAGCCGGGUACCCUGACCUUCAAAACCUCGUCUGAGCCUGCAGCUACCACAGACUCCAUGGAAGAUGGAACGGGCCUGAACACUGGAGUAAUUGUUGGUAUUCUUAUAUUGGUGUGUGUGCUGCUCUUGCUGAUCGUGGACGCCACCUGCUGCUUCCUCAACAAGUGUGGCAUCCUCAUGUGCAUCUGCGGUAAACCCGGGCAAGGCACCAAGGGCAAAGACAUAGAGACGGGCAAAGCGGCCUUUGUUCAAGAUGUGUCUAAAGAACCCAUUGUGGAAGUUAGGAUAGAGGAAGAGGCCACAGCCAAUCACGACGCAGAAGGACAUCCUGAGCCCAAUGAGACCACCCCACUGACCGAACCAGAGCAAGGGACAAGAACUGCCGCCGCAGUGGUGGACUUGCCUCUUUCCGUGCCCACUAACUCAGACACAAACACUGACACCUUUGACCUUAGCCAGAGCAGCCCAGUUAGCGAGAGCACCACUCUCACCUCCAGCAUCACAGCGCCCCCUUCUGACUCUCCUAACCCCAUCCAUAUGACACCACCCGACAGCAGCACACCAAAAACUCACACCAAACCCUCCAUCUCAUCUCCCUCAUCCUCCGACCCGGCUAAUGUUACUCUCCUGGUAGACCUGGGCGAUGCCCCAAAAACACAAGCUGAGGUUCCUCUAGUGAUCCCGUCAGAAGGACCCCCUUCCCUUCCCGGCGUUGCAAACUCAAAAGUCACAGAAAACGAAUUAGAGUCGCCCGAGUCUGUUCAGGGUGCAUCUCAUGACACUUUAAAUCCCAUCAGCCCACAGGGCAGUGUCGCUAUCCCCUUAGUGAAUCAUGAACUUGAGAUUGAUGGAGAACUCCCACUGGCUCCAGACACAGACGUCCCACAGGAUGGGUCACAUGCUGUGGGGACAGCUGGCUCCAGUGGCCCAUCUGCUCCAGCACAGGACGAGAAAAUUCUGGAUAAUGAGAGGAGGACGACCAAAAACACAGAGCUGAAGAAAGUUGUGCCCGGCACGGGAGCAGAACCCAACGCCCUCUCGCAAACAAACAACACUGAAAGUAAAGCAUGAAAAGAAGAAUGAAGCGUCGUGGUGACCAGGAACGUGUUUGUUUAACAGUGCCCUUAAUGAAUUUCUGAACAAAACAGUGUAUAUUCUACAGACAGUAGUCAUGUAGGCAUUUCCUUUCAUUUUUGUUGAUUUGAGUAGGCUACACUUUCAGAAAUUUCUGUUCGAGGAGUCAAAUUCAUAUUCAAAGAUGUUCUUGUGUUUCUUCAUUCAUGUUUCCAUCAAAAGGAUGAUUAUGACAACAGGGCAUCAAGUUAUUCAGGAGAAUUAUCUUUUCAGUAUACAUAAACGUUUUAUUUGCAAAGUACAUUGUUAAAGUGUAAAUGAUUUCUUUUAUUUUUUUAUCUUGAGUGUUUGAGGGCUAGGUUUGAUUCGUUAGUUUUGUAUUUUAUUACCAUUAUAUUUUAUUGACACUUAACUAUUUUGGAUGCCUCUUGGAUGAUGAUUACUCAUAACGUCCGUUAUGUAAAGGCAAAAAAUAUCAUAGGAUAUUUAAAAAUACUGUUAUAUGACCGAAAGUCUGAUAAAGAUUUUAAAUGAUUCAUUUGAUUCUCUUUAUUAGAUCAGUUUUUACAGUUAUCGUGUGUUUCUAAUAUUUGGGAUUUAUACGUUAAAUCAUUCUUCCAACGUGCUUCUAAAAAUUUGCUCUGCUCAUUUUUAUACCGUGUACCUCUGAAGAAAUGUUUCACACUGUCACUUGCAAGCUUGUGCACUGUGAUUUGAUUUUUUUUUUUUUUUUUGAUGUUGUUGUUUUUUCUUUUUUCAAGAAAGUUUGCAGAGCUUUGCAGUAACCACUGAUUGUCCUUUUAUAACAUGACGUAUGUUAACAGGACUGAUAGGGCACGUGACUCUGACAAGAGUUCUUAUGCCAUCCCUCAUUGCAUGACCGUCUGCUUGCCCAUCUCUGGCCUGAAUUGUGCGACCUCACUUGAGCCAGUUCAUGGCAGUCUGGUUGAGAAAUGGUGUCUGUUCUGGGUGCUUUCAUGGUACUUUCUAUAAUAUUUUAGAGAGAAUGGAAGAUAAUUUUGUUUGCCCACUGUACACAAGUUGUUCACUGCCAGUUUGCCCCAAAAAUGUAAAUCGUUCCAUGUAUAGCCUAUAUGGGGAUUUGACCCAUGACAUAGAAGUGUGGGUGAGCUUUACAUUGAUAAACAAAGAACAUGUUGUAAAUUGUGUUGUUCUAACACAUUUUGAUUAAACUCAUUAAAACAUUAAA
This is a messenger RNA of Pimephales promelas (fathead minnow), 4659 nucleotides long. Lineage: Eukaryota; Metazoa; Chordata; Actinopteri; Cypriniformes; Leuciscidae. The record is from RefSeq and is a predicted model, not a curated record.